Molecule: messenger RNA, 1284 nt
Organism: Photinus pyralis (common eastern firefly)
Lineage: Eukaryota; Metazoa; Arthropoda; Insecta; Coleoptera; Lampyridae
Exons: 2
Coding region: 1-876 (291 amino acids)
Molecular function (GO): serine-type endopeptidase inhibitor activity
Source: RefSeq, a predicted model, not a curated record
AUGUAUGAAAGAUUGCAGAAAGGUUCCGAGACGGACUGUUCAGAGGCAUCGGUUAACGGUCGAGAUGGCGAACUGCAUUUCGUAGUUCUACCAUCAAUACGGCAAAGGCAAAGAAAAUUAGUACCAAUCCCUGCAGUUGUGUGGAGGGCUGGAUUUUUAGCUGGUUAUGAACCUGGAUUAGAUGCGACAGCGGUAGCAAUUGGGAGGAAAGAUCAAACGAUCAGUACGAUAUUUGUUAUACCCGGACAGCAAGGUAUCGCCGCGCCUGGAGACGGCCUGGCGCGUUUGGAGACGCGUUUGAUCGAAAGUGCGUUCAAACAGAACACCUGGGCGCGCUUGCUACGAUCUCUGAUACCACGCCCUGGGCUAGAAGUGCAAAUUCCUCGAUUUUCUCACAAAUCCGUUAUCAACGCUACGGCAGCUCUACAACGGAUGGGCUUACGAGACCUUUUCAACGCCCACACGGCGGAUCUUAAAGGUCUAAAUGGAGUCGCUCAUGAGCUGUAUUUAUCAGACAUAAUCCAAGUGAACACUUUUGCCACGUGUGGGGAAAAUAAAAUUGACGAAACGCACCAUUCGGAGAUAUACCCGGCCACUACUAACCGCUCAUUCCGUAGAGUGAGAAAAAUUCCCCAAUUCGGUAACUACGAAAACAGUGAUUUGGCAGAUGAACCCAGAGACUACCAAAGAGCUUUCCACGAUCCACUUUACAAUCCAUCCUACCUAUCGUUGCCUUUACAGUUUCGACCCAGACAAGCCAGAUUACCCGACGCGCCCAGGUUGAGAUUCGACAGACCGUUCCUAUACUUUGUCCGACAUAAUCCUACAGGUCUCCUACUACACAUGGGAAGAUUUAAUCCCAGGUUACUGCCAUAGUUAGUAAUAGUUGUAUAGCGAAUUAAGCCUCUUUCCAGUAUUUCCACUUUUGUAAAUAAUCUCUUUAGUAAACUAUUUUGAAGUACUGAUUUAAAAAACUGCCAAAAAUGUGUAUACUAUAUUAUAAUAGAAAAGUUCCUUGGAAAGGUCCUUCUAUAUACUAUUUCAAUUUGCAUCUUUAACUAAUGUGAUUUUACUAAUGUCUCUACUCUAAGGGUGAUUGUGUACCAUUAUAUCAAGAUUUAUUUUCUCCCAUAUACGUAACUUUUGUACUGUAAUAUAGGUAGUGAUUAAUUUAUUUAAUGGCAAUGUAAUAUAAUUAAGAGGGAACAUUUUGCAUUUUGUAAUAUUGCUUCGGUACAAAAUUUCGAUAUUACAAUGUGCGACAUUAAAUGUGCGUUUAAAUUU